This is a messenger RNA of Anneissia japonica, 2505 nucleotides long. Its product is annotated as synaptic vesicle membrane protein VAT-1 homolog. Lineage: Eukaryota; Metazoa; Echinodermata; Crinoidea; Comatulida; Comatulidae. The record is from RefSeq and is a predicted model, not a curated record. The transcript is spliced from 12 exons. Gene Ontology annotation, molecular function: NADPH binding; quinone reductase (NADPH) activity; quinone binding. Bases 114 to 2447 code for a protein of 777 amino acids.
GUUCGUACUGUACCUUGUUUCUUCGGGUGCAUCCGUGGCCGUGCAUCCAACCAACUUGAUCCUGGAACAAUUUACAUGGGUUGUUGUCUAGGCUAGCCCUAGCGGUGUUUGUUAUGAGGAUGUCUGCUGGAGAGAUAAUCGACAGUGGUAUUGACGAUAAAGAACAUAUUUGGAAGGACCUGUUUGUAGGGAAAUCUUCUGACUAUUGUGGAUAUGUCCAUUCAAUACAAGAUGCAUAUAGUAUCGUUAGACAUUACGAAAAUGAAAUGAACGCAAAGUUUACUACUCGUUUUUCUAGGCACAACCAAUUUGGGGAAACAGAUCUGCACAAAUCAAGUCACAGGGUUUACUGGGAUUUGUUACAACGACCAACAAAUGCACAAGACAGCGAGCCUGUUAUCUUCUUCUCGGCCUCGGAUGAAAACUGUCCGUAUAUCCAUGUCAAUAGUAAAGACAUGCUCUGUGAAUAUGGGGAAGAUAUGCAAGUGGCUAGGAAGUUAAAAUAUAGAGACAACAUAAGCAAAAAUGAGGAGCGAAAAUCUAAGAGAAUGCGGGGAACGGUAAACAUUAUUACCAAGAAGUGUGGCUGUCCAUCGAUAAUUAAAAUGAAAGAGAUUGUACUAUUCCCAUCUUAUAGGUUACCAAGAACAUCUGAAUGGAAGCGAAGAGUAGCUGCAAAGUCCCUUCGACAAGAUGUAAAGCAAGGCAAGAAUGUUGAGAUUGAAAGAAGAAUUUAUAUUCUUCUGCCAAAGAACUCUACUCAUUGCAAUCAUCCAAACAGGAAUGCAAAGUCUGAAGUAGCAAGCAUGUUUGCUGCCCUCAUGGACAAACCAGGAUCUGCUGACAAGAUAUAUAUUGGGGAGAUGUCACAACCGGAACCGUACAAGAAUACAGUGCUGAUAAAAGUUGCUGCAUCCAGUGUCAAUAGAGCUGACACUUUACAGCGUCAGGGCCUACUUCCUCCAUUACCAGGUGCAAGCCGUGCUCUAGGUAUUGAAGCCUCUGGGACUGUUGUGAAAGCAGGGCCCAAGUGCAAGAAGAAGUGGGAGAAAGGGAUGAAAGUGAUGGCUCCAUGCAAUGGUGGCGGAAAUGCGGAAUAUGUCUGUGUGAGCGAAGAUCAUAUUAUGCAAGUUCCAAGUCAUAUGACGCUCUGUGCGGCUGCCGCCAUUCCGCAAGUCUGGUUAACUGCCUAUGACCUCUUACAUAAUGUUGGAAAGCUGCAAGCUGGGGACACAGUACUGAUACAUGCAGGUGCUAGUGGCGUGGGAACAGCUGCAAUACAACUCGUUAACCUAGCUGGAGGCAAAGCCAUUGUUACGACCAGUAGCCCUGAAAAAAUUGAGCUUUGUAAGAACUUAGGAGCAGUAGAUGGUUUUAACUACAAAACUGACCAGUUUGCUGAUUCCAUUUUAAAAUUAACCAAAGGGGAAGGUGUAAAUGUGAUCCUUGACUGUGUAGGAGAGACACAUUGGGAACACAAUGCUAGAGUUAUAGCUCCAGAGGGGCACUGGAUUGUGUACGGGGUGCUCUCCGGUGCCAACAUAAAUGGACCCUUAUUUGACACCAUACUGAACAAAAGAAUCACAAUCAAGGGUGUUAAACUCAGAGCAAGUACAUACAAGUACAAGGCCAAUCUCGUAGCAUCUUUUUCUGAGAAAAUUCUACCACACUUUGCUCCAACGAGUACUGUACCACUGUCUCCAAUUGUGAACCGUAUCUUGCCUCUGUCUAUGGUAGGUGAAGCCCAUAGAUAUAUGGAAGACAACCAAUGCAUUGGAAAAAUCAUCCUUGACGUUCAAGGUGAUGGAAACUUGUUAACAAUAACAGAUAAUCAAGAAAUGGAAGCUGCGGAAACUAUUCAAGCGAUUGCUCAGGCUGUUAAUAACCUACAGUCACAAUCACCGAAUGAUGAAAAUCUAACCGAAGUUGUAGUGAUGUCGGAGGGUAAUCAUGAGGAAAUAUUCCAAGUCGAGUGUGCUCAGGAAGAUGCCAGGUGUACUAGGCAAGAUGGUGAGCGUAAGAAACAAGAAACAAAUCUAGUAGUUGACAAAUCUAUAGUUAUAUCAAACAUCUCUGAAGAGAAACAAGAUGAAGCGUCACAUGCUAAUCAUGCACCAGACAAAAGUAUGGAUAACUCGAAGAAUGGUAAUUUGAAAUCACAAGACUUCCAACCUGGUUGUAAUAUGGAUGAUGCAAAAAAAAGUAAUGUACAGCAACAAGAACUGCAGUUGUUGGAAAAUAACAUUACGCUGGUCGCAAAGGAAAUGGACAGUGAAACAGAUAGGAACUCAGAAGAAGUUGUUUAUGUUAUUGUCGACAAUGGAGGUUCUUCAGUUAUUGAAAUGUUAACCGGCGACAACAUAGAUAAGACAAGUGAUUCAACGACGAUAAUACUUGAACAAUCAGAUAAUCCAACUUCAGAACAAUCUAGCAAGCAUGUUAGCUGAAUCACCUGUGUUAUUUCAAAUGAAAACAAAAUAUUAAAAUACAUAAAACUUUUUAAAA